GCUUGGGUCUCGCCAGAUCAUGGCUUUGGUACUUUACCCUUUUCCAUGAGCUCUGCUCUGUUCCCCACGUGUAGGCAGUCUGCCACAGCUUUCUUGCCUAUUGCUGGGUAUUAGUUGUAUUUGCUAUAUUUUCAUAUUAUAUGUGGUUUUGGGAGGAGGUUUCUGUCUCACCUCUCAUGUCGCCAUCUUUAAGCCUCCUGUCCUUUUGAGAAAUUUUAAAUUUAGUACAAAACUACAAAGAAAGAUUCAAAUUGAUGAUGUUUUCUAACUCAACUAUUUUCAUUGGGGAUGAUAUCACUACUAAGGGUGGGACUAUUAGUUCUUGGGGGUGCAAAAAAAAUCUUUGAUAUUGCAAUGUUUUGUGAUGUUCCAAAGUUCAAAAUGCAACAAAAUUUUAUUCCUUAGUAUUCAUUUUUCUCAUUGAGUUUUCUUAUGUAUCAUAUAAAGGCAUUGACACUGAGUUCUUAGAAGAUACACACACACAAUGUAUGCAAGAUCAGUGCUAUGAAACUCGUGGUAAAUAGAUGUCUCACUUGAUCUCAAAAUCAUAUGGUAAGAGGUGGUCUUUGGUUACUCAUAUAAUGCCAUUGGCUCUUUGGAUGCUGCUUAUGUUUGAGCCUCAGUGCUGUUGAGUGUGAGGUGGGCUUUGAGAGUUAAAUGCAAAUAGUUCGUUUUAUUUUUUAAUUCUACUAAAGUUAUUCAACACAUCAAUAAUUAUGUCAAUUGUUGAAAACAAAAAAAUGACAAUAUCUGGAUGAAUAGCAGCUGAAGUUAUUUCCUGAUACAAAGCAAAAUUAAAAGUUAAGUAUCUAAAAAUACAUGUCAAGAAAUUUUAAAUUUUCAAUGGUCAGCUUUUUUGCUUUUAGCUUUUAAAUGAUUUUUCAUCUUAAAUUUCUUUGUCAUUCUUAAACCUGUGUUGGAUAAAGAGAUUACACUUUCCACUUUCAUUUUCUUCAUAUAAAUUACAGAUGUACAGAGAGUACCUAACUAGAUAUACAGUAAAACUGUGUCAUCAAAAUUUCAUGGGGGGUUCAAUUAAAAAAAAAUACCUAAAAAGUCUCUGGAGGAAGGGGAAAGAGAGACAAUAAUGAAAAAAAAUAAAAGGUUGAGAAAUGCCUCUCUAACCCAUUUGGAAAAUGCAAAAUGGAAAGCAAAAACAGAAGUAGAAAGCAAGGGACACAUACAGAAAUUGAAAACUUAGCAUGUUCCCUAUUUAAGACACACACGAAGGAAGGUCCGCAGAGAACCUAGAGCCCAGCUCACAGUCGCCCCCUCAGCCAGGCCAGCAGCAUCUGCAAGAUCCCCAUGGCCCUGCCCUUUCCCUUCCCGCUGGCCCUGCUGGUGCUCAGCUGCAACUCCAUCUGCUCCCUGGCGUGUGACCUGCCUGAGACCCACAGCCUGGGUGACAGGAGGGCCUUGGCGCUCCUGGAACAGAUGAGGAGAAUCUCCCUUUUGUCCUGCCUGCGGGACAGAAAGGACUUCGGAUUCCCCCAGGAGGUGUUUGAUGGCAACCAGCUGCAGAAGGCUCAAGCCAUCUCUGUGGUCCACGAGAUGAUCCAGCAGACCUUCCGCCUCUUCAGCACGGAGAGCGCCUCUGCUGCCUGGGAUAAGACCCUCCUACACAAAUUCUGCAAUGGACUUUAUCAGCAGCUGAGUGACCUGAGAGCCUGUGUGAUGCCCGAGGUGGGGGCGGAAGAGGCUCCGCGGACCGAUGAGGACGACUCCAUCCUGGCUGUGAGGAGAUACUUCGAAAGAAUCACUCUCUACCUGCAAGAGAAGAAAUACAGCCCUUGUGCCUGGGAGGUUGUCAGAGCAGAAAUCAUGAGAUCCUUCCCUUGAUCAAGGAACUUGUAAGAAAGAUUGAGUAGUGAAGGAGGAGACCUGGCUCAACAUGGAAAUGGUUCUCACUGACCAAUAAUACCCCACUUCGCUGCAUUCUGCCCUGACAAAAGACUUUUAUUUCUGCUGUAAUCAUGACAUGACUCGAAUCUAUUUGUCAAAUGUUUUCAGGACUAUUAAGUAACAUCAUGUUCAACUCUAUAGGUGCUAGUGGCUUGAAUGACCAUGCUGAUUUAUUUAUCUAUUUAAAUAUUGAUUUAUUUAUUUAACUAUAUAUAAGAUUUUAAUUAUUUUUGUUCAUGCAAU
Messenger RNA from Manis javanica (Malayan pangolin), 2145 nucleotides. The record is from RefSeq and is a predicted model, not a curated record. Lineage: Eukaryota; Metazoa; Chordata; Mammalia; Pholidota; Manidae.